Lagenorhynchus albirostris (white-beaked dolphin) is the source of this 1042-nucleotide messenger RNA. It is a transcript of the gene EDA, whose product is annotated as ectodysplasin A. The transcript has 3 exons. The record is from RefSeq and is a predicted model, not a curated record. Lineage: Eukaryota; Metazoa; Chordata; Mammalia; Artiodactyla; Delphinidae. The coding region runs from base 87 to 683 and encodes 198 amino acids.
GACAGUAGCCGCCUGUCAGGGGUCGCGAAGGGCUGAGGCAGACGCGGCGGCUCCCGGGCCUCAGAGAGUGGGUGUCUCCGGAGGCCAUGGGCUACCCCGAGGUGGAGCGCAGGGAACUCCAGCCCGCGGCAGCGCCGAGGGAGCGCGGGAGCCAGGGCUGCGGUUGUCGCGGGGCCCCUGCCCGGGCUGGCGAAGGGAACAGCUGCCGGCUCUUCCUGGGUUUUUUUGGCCUCUCGCUGGCCCUCCACCUGCUGACGUUGUGCUGCUACCUAGAGUUGCGCUCCGAGUUGCGGCGGGAGCGGGGAGCCGAGUCCAGCCUUGGCGGUCCCGGUAACCUCGGCACCUCGGGCACCCUGAGCAGCCCCGGUGGACUCGACCCCGACGGUUCCAUCACCCGCCACUUCGGGCAGCCAUCCCCGCAGCAGCAGCAGCUGCUGGAACGGGGAGAAGCUACGCUCCCCCCAGACGCCCAGGACGGGCACCAGGUGGCCCUUCUGAAUUUCUUCAUCCCUGAAGAAAAGUCAUACUCUGAAGAGGAGAGUAGGCGUGUUCGCCGCAAUAAAAGAAGUAAAAGCAGUGAAGGAGCAGAUGGUAUAUAUCCAAAGGAAACGAAAUCCCUAUCUCGAAGAGAUAUCUGCACCCCCAUAUUUACAGCAGCACUGUUUACAAUAGCCAAGACAUAGAAACAACGUAAGUGUCCAGCAACGGAUGAAUGAAGAAAGAAAAUGUGGUGUAUAUAUGUAUGUGUAUACAAACACACACACACACAUAUAUGUAUAUAUAAUGGAAUAUUAUUCAGCCAUAAAAUAGAAAGAAAUCUUGCCAUUUGCAGCAGCAUGGAUGGACCUUGAGGGCAUUAUGCUAAGUGAAAUGAGUCAGACAGAGAAAGACAAGUACUGUAUAAUCUCACUCAUAUUUGGAAUCUAAGAAAACCAAAUUCAAAGAAACAGAGAAGAGAUUGGCCAGAGGCCAUGGCUAGGUAGUGGGGGAAAUGGGUGAAGGUGGUCAAGAGGUACAAACUUCCAGUUACAAGAUAAAUAAA